UGACUACUGAUCCGGAGCAAGUAAUUAUGCCGGUACAAAGGUCUUGCUCCGUCAACCUAUGUCUAUCCAGCGAGCAAGCAGCCAGCUAAAAUAGAAUACACUAAGUCGCCGCAUGAAAGGUGCUUAGAGGCAGGUCGCAAGUCGGGAAGCAAACAGUUCAAGUCAAUCUUCCAAGCAUUGUCUUCUACCGGGUCCGUUCAGUGGUUUUUUGAAUUCGUCCUCCGCAGCCUCCCACACGAUUCCAAAAAUGGCCGAUUCCGAUGAAGAAUAUGUUGGUGAGAUCUCUGGCGACGACUUGAACGGACACCAUGUUCUAUCUCAAGGGGGAGCAGCUCAGCCCCCACGAUCAAGAAGGAAGAAAAAUCGCGGAGGUGCCGAGUGGGAGGUAUCCAGGACUUGGGAAAGCUUGGUCGAAGGCGCAGAUGGCACAAUCAAUUCCACAGUGGAGGGUUUACUCGAGGCUGGAAAAAGGAAAAGGCUUUUAAGGGACACCACACCACUACAACGAGGCAUCAUUCGCCAUCUUAUGCUGGUCCUUGACUUGUCGCAGUCAAUGGCAGAAAAAGAUUUACGACCAACUCGGUAUCUUUUGUCUCUGCGCUAUGCCCAAGAGUUUGUGAGAGAAUUCUUUGAACAGAAUCCGAUUUCUCAGCUAGGCGUUCUAGGCCUGAGGGAUGGUCUCGCAAUACGGAUCAGUGAUAUGAGUGGGAAUCUUACUGAACAUAUCGGCGCAAUCCAAGCUCUUCGCGAUCACGAUCCGAAAGGUCUUCCUAGUUUGCAGAACGGGCUCGAAAUGGCCCGAGGUGCUCUUUUUCAUACUCCAACUCAUGGCACCCGCGAAGUACUGGUCAUCUUCGGUUCCCUGCUUUCCUCUGACCCAGGUGACAUUCACCAAACCAUAGCUACUCUGGUUAACGAGAAAAUCCGCGUCGGCAUCGUGGGCCUCGCUGCCCAAGUGGCUAUCUGCCGUGAGCUUUGCACCAGGACAAAUCAUGGCGAUGAUAGCACAUAUGGCGUGGCUCUAAACGAGCAGCACUUUCGCGAGUUGGUAAUGGGUGUCACAACCCCCCCGGCCACAUUUUCUCAACGGCCGUCUGCAAGUUCCCUUUUAAUGAUGGGAUUUCCAUCCCGGUCCGUCGAAGCUCAUCCUUCUCUCUGCUCGUGUCACUCGGAUGCUUCUUGCGGAGGCUAUUCCUGCUCUCGGUGCAGUAGCAAAGUUUGCGGUCUUCCCGCCGAAUGCCCUUCCUGCGGCCUGACACUAAUCCUUUCCACACAUCUCGCUCGUUCUUACCAUCAUCUUUUCCCAUUGAUGAACUGGGUCGAAGUUCCGUGGCAGUGCGCCUCGCGUAGCCCGGCGUGCUUUGCUUGUGGUAUAAAUUUUCCUUCAGUGCCCUCCAAGGAUCAAUGGCAUGUUGCCGAUAUACAGUCGAAAGGAAUGAGCAUAAGCAGUCGCUAUGAGUGUACUGUGUGCCGAAACCAUUUCUGCAUUGACUGUGAUCUUUUUGCUCAUGAAGUUGUGCAUAAUUGCCCUGGUUGCCAAAGCAGGACAACAUUUUCAGGAACUUCUGGGCUUGUCCAGGGUGCUGAUGUGACUGAUAAGAUGGAUACAUCGAUAUGAUCCCGGUUGGUAUAACCCAGUACGUACUAUCACGAGACGCCGCCUUCCAUAACAUCGCGUAUACAGGAUUUACAUGUUUCCGUAAGCCGUCCACUACUAAUGCUAAGCCCUAAUGAGGUUCGACGGUCGCCUCAGAGGACAAUUUAUUGGUGAUCACUGCGUGUUCAGUCCGCACGCUAUGCGAUCAUCAAAAAGGAGCUUAAAGGGUGAUCUUGUAGCUCCGAGGUGACGCGGUAGCUAUGUUCUUGAAAGCAGCCCACGUAUGACAACUUGAAAGAGGUAGUACUUGAGUAAUACCAUUCGUGAAAGAAGCUAAAGAGAUGUGCAAGGUGUAUUGCAGACAAUAUUUAAUCAGUUUCAG
Aspergillus saccharolyticus JOP 1030-1 is the source of this 1979-nucleotide messenger RNA. Its product is annotated as TFIIH/NER complex subunit SSL1. Gene Ontology annotation, biological process: DNA-templated transcription; regulation of transcription by RNA polymerase II; nucleotide-excision repair. Gene Ontology annotation, cellular component: transcription factor TFIIH holo complex; transcription factor TFIIH core complex. The transcript has 3 exons. NCBI's taxonomy places the organism in Eukaryota, Fungi, Ascomycota, Eurotiomycetes, Eurotiales, Aspergillaceae. Gene Ontology annotation, molecular function: zinc ion binding. Bases 248 to 1618 code for a protein of 456 amino acids. The record is from RefSeq and is a predicted model, not a curated record.